This is a messenger RNA of Chrysochloris asiatica (Cape golden mole), 1884 nucleotides long. It is a transcript of the gene F11, whose product is annotated as coagulation factor XI. Gene Ontology annotation, cellular component: extracellular region. Gene Ontology annotation, biological process: proteolysis. The record is from RefSeq and is a predicted model, not a curated record. Bases 1 to 1884 code for a protein of 627 amino acids. The transcript is spliced from 15 exons. Gene Ontology annotation, molecular function: serine-type endopeptidase activity; protein binding. NCBI's taxonomy places the organism in Eukaryota, Metazoa, Chordata, Mammalia, Afrosoricida, Chrysochloridae.
AUGAUUUUAUUAUAUCAAAUGAUGCAUUUCAUUUUAUUUGCUUCAGUAUCUGGUGAAUGUGUGACUAAACUCUUCAAAGAUACCUACUUUAAAGGAGGAGACAUAACUACUGUUUUUGUACCAAGUUUUAAGUAUUGCCAACUAGUCUGCACCCAUCACCCAAGAUGUUUGCUCUUCACUUUUAUGGCUGAAUCGUCAUCUGAAGACCCUACAAAAUGGUUUUCUUGUGUUCUAAAAGACAGUGUUACGGAAACACUGCCAAAGGUAAAUAUGUCAGGAGCAAUUUCUGGAUACUCUUUCAAACAAUGCCCACACCAAAUAACUGCUUGCAACAAAGAUGUUUAUGUGGAUCUAGACAUGAAGGGUUUGAACUAUAAUGCCUCUAUUACCAAGUCUGCUCAUGAAUGUCAAGAGAGAUGCACAAAUGACGUCCAUUGUCACUUUUUUACAUAUGCCACAAGGAGAUUUCCCAGCGAGCAGCAUCGUAACAUUUGUCUAUUGAAGUACUCCCAAACUGGGACACCAACCAGAAUAACGAAGGUCAAUCAAGUGAUAUCUGGCUUUUCAUUGAAAUCCUGUUCCCUUUCCAACCUGGCUUGUAUUCGGGACAUGUUCCCUGGUACGGGGUUUGCAGACCAUAACAUUGACAGUGCGUUUGCUCCAGAUGCUUUUGUCUGCCGUCGCAUUUGUACUCAUCAUCCCAAUUGUUUAUUUUUUACUUUCUUUUCCAAAUUAUGGCCAAAAGAAUCUGAAAGAAAUCUUUGUCUCCUGAAAUCAUCUGAUAGUGGAUUACCGAGUACACGCUAUAAAAAGAGCAAUGCUUUCUCAGGUUUCAGUCUACUAAACUGCAGGCACAGCAUCCCAGUGUUCUGUCACUCAUCAUUUUACCAUGACACUCAUUUCUUGGGAGAAGAACUUGACAUUGUUGAGGUGGAAGGGCAUGAAGCCUGUCAGAAAAUGUGCACUAAUACCAUACGCUGCCAAUUUUUUACCUAUUCCCCAUCUCAAGAACCUUGCAACAAAGGGAAAGGUAAAUGUUACUUAAAACUUUCUUUGAAUGGAUCCCCAACUAAAAUUCUUCACGGGAAAGGUGGCAUAUCAGGAUACACGUUAAGAUUAUGUAAAAUGGAUAAUGACUCUGUGUGUACAACCAAAAUAAAUCCCAGAAUUGUUGGAGGAACAGCAUCUCUUUAUGGUGAGUGGCCAUGGCAGAUAACUUUGCAAGUCAUGUCACCCAUCCAGAGACACCUGUGUGGAGGCACCAUCAUUGGGAACCAGUGGAUAUUAACAGCUGCUCAUUGUUUCGACGAGUUAAAUUCACCUAAAAUUUUACGUGUCUAUGGUGGCAUUUUAAAUCAAUCAGAAAUAAAAGAUGAUACACUUUCCUUUGGGGUUCAAGAAAUAAUAAUUCAUGAUCAAUAUAAAAUUGCAGAAAGUGGGCAUGAUAUUGCCUUGUUGAAACUUGACACGAUAAUGAAUUAUACUGAAUACCAACGGCCCAUAUGUCUACCUUCAAAAAGUGAUCGAAACAUCAUAUAUACUGAUUGUUGGGUGACUGGAUGGGGCUACAGAAAAUUACGAGGAAAAAUAGAAAAUACUCUCCAGAAAGUUAAAGUUCCAUUGGUAACAAAUGAAGAAUGUCAAACACGAUACAGAAAGCAUAAAAUAACCAAUAAGAUGCUCUGUGCUGGCUAUAAAGAAGGAGGAAGAGACGCUUGUAAGGGAGAUUCUGGCGGCCCCCUAUGCUGUAAAUAUGAAGACGUCUGGCAUUUGGUGGGUAUCACGAGUUGGGGUGAAGGCUGUGCCCAAAAAGGGCAGCCAGGCGUUUAUACUAAUGUGGUUGAGUAUGUGGACUGGAUUUUAGAGAAAACUCAAGCAGCAUGA